GAAUCACCCUUUGCCCUGAAACCCAUUUCAGUCUUCUUCAACGAACCCGCUUGAUCGGAGAAAACAGCUCAGAAGGUCCGUCGUCGUCAAUGGGGAGCUAUGUGGAGCAAGCUCGUGAGAAUCACGUCAAGAAGAAGGUCGAAGAAGCGCUGCGUAGCAAGAUGAAGGCAAAGGCAUUAAACGAAUGUGAUCAGUACGUCUCCAAGUAUGCUGAAUGCGCCACCGGAAGAACCUUCUCUGUUGUGUGGACAUGUCGUAAGCAAGCUAAAGAGCUCAACACUUGCCUCCAUCAGUUCACCAAUGACAAGGUGUUGGAAGAAAUGAAGAGAGAGUACAUGAUUCAAGAAGAGGGAAAAAUCUCAGCGUCCACCGCAUAAUUGAUUUGAGUCGGACCAGUAUAAAGUGGUCGCUUUGUUUCUUGUUGAUUAUGGACCAGAAAGAUCCUCCUUGUAAUGGAUGCUUUUUUAUAAAAACUGAGUAUUGACUCUGGCCUUUCUACAAUAAGGGUGGUUUACUCACUAUAAGAAAAGUAAAAGAUUUUGUUUGUUGUUCCA
Brassica oleracea var. oleracea is the source of this 554-nucleotide messenger RNA. Its product is annotated as COX assembly mitochondrial protein 2. The transcript has 3 exons. The coding region runs from base 90 to 377 and encodes 95 amino acids. The record is from RefSeq and is a predicted model, not a curated record. NCBI's taxonomy places the organism in Eukaryota, Viridiplantae, Streptophyta, Magnoliopsida, Brassicales, Brassicaceae. Gene Ontology annotation, cellular component: mitochondrion.